CCUGUGGAUUUACUGUGUUGCAUCAGUUGGCUUUGGGUAAAAAACAAACAAAUUGGGGUUUCUGAAUUUGCCAGACUUCUACAGGGCAUGCAGUCGUGUGUUCAGGUGUGUGCACCCACUGCGGUGCUGCUGGGCCUGUUCGGUCGUGGUUGUGCCAGCGGUGCACAGAACCGGCCCAUUCGCAGCUUCAGUUGGUCAACCAGGCAUAUGAGCCGGUGGAACAGUCAGGAGAACCUCAGCACACAAAGUCCUGAGGAAAACCCCCGCGUUCUCAUCACAGGUGGUCUGGGACAGUUAGGUAUGGGACUCGCACAGAUGUUAAGGAAACAGUAUGGGACAGAGAAUGUGAUCCUGUCAGACAUCAAGAAGCCUCCGUCUCAUGUUUACACCAGUGGUCCAUUUGUGUAUGCUGAUGUUCUGGACUACAAACACCUCAGAGAACUGAUCAUUAAUAAUCGUAUAACGUGGCUGGUUCACUACAGCGCUUUGCUCAGUGCUGUGGGUGAGGCUAACAUGGUGUUGGCUCGAAAGAUUAACAUCACAGGUCUGCACAAUGUUCUGGACUUGGCUCUAGAGAACUGCCUCCGCCUUUUUGUUCCCAGCACCAUUGGAGCAUUUGGUCCCACUUCUCCACGUGAUCCGGCCCCUGACCUUUGCGUGCAGCGCCCAAGAACCAUCUAUGGUGUCUCUAAAGUGCAUGGUGAACUGAUGGGGGAGUAUCUUCAUCAUAAAUACAGGUUGGACUUCCGCUGCCUGCGGUACCCUGGAGUGAUUUCAGUCAACACGCCUCCUGGAGGAGGAACGACAGAUUAUGCAGUUCAAAUCUUCCACGAUGCUCUCAGCACAGGUCACCACGUGUGCUACUUGCGACCAGACACCCGACUUCCCAUGAUGCACAUUUCUGAUUGCCACCGUGCCACUGUGGAGUUCAUGCAGACGCCAGAGUACCAGCUGUCAUUGCGCACUUAUAACAUAGCUGCCAUGAGCUUCACCCCAGAGGAGUUGGCAGAAGAAAUCCGCAAGCAUCUCCCUCACCUUAAGGUCACCUACAGUCCAGACGCUGUGCGCCAGACAAUCGCAGACAGCUGGCCUGUGAGAAUUGAUGACUCCAACGCCAGGAGGGACUGGGACUGGAAACCAGCCUUCGGGCUCGAGGAGUUAGUGUCAGAUAUGCUGAGCUCUGUUCGAGACAAGCGGAACAAUGAGGGACUUCCAGUCAGCUAGCAAAACUAUCUGACCAAAACCUUCCUCAGCCUGUAUUUACAGAAGAUUUCCUCAAAUUUCACAUAAGUUAAUCAUCCUUUUCUGGCUGAUUAUGCUAAUGGUCCAGGAAGAGAUUGUAAUAAUAAUAAAAAAAAAGUUUAAAAGUUUUCAGUCUGAAAUAUUAAACAGACAGUGUAAAGUGAGAUGUUAUCUACACAGUCUUAGAUAUUUCAGUCUUUUUUCAGGGAAUCAUGUACUGUUAAAUCUCUAUUUUAGUUGUUUGUUAUUAGCAUCAUUUUACACAUUAAAUGAUGAAGAAUUUUUUUUUUUUUUUCAUUCUGGGAGAUUUCAUGUCAUUUUAUUCUGAACACUGUAACAAUGUAUAACACAUUAU
Molecule: messenger RNA, 1597 nt
Organism: Nematolebias whitei (Rio pearlfish)
Lineage: Eukaryota; Metazoa; Chordata; Actinopteri; Cyprinodontiformes; Rivulidae
Gene: tdh2
Product: L-threonine dehydrogenase 2
Exons: 9
Coding region: 88-1224 (378 amino acids)
Biological process (GO): L-threonine catabolic process
Molecular function (GO): L-threonine 3-dehydrogenase activity
Source: RefSeq, a predicted model, not a curated record